Botrytis deweyae is the source of this 267-nucleotide messenger RNA. RefSeq lists its product as uncharacterized. The transcript is spliced from 3 exons. The coding region runs from base 1 to 267 and encodes 88 amino acids. Lineage: Eukaryota; Fungi; Ascomycota; Leotiomycetes; Helotiales; Sclerotiniaceae. The record is from RefSeq and is a predicted model, not a curated record.
AUGUCUGAUCUUUUUAGGGUAUCAGGAGACUGUCAAGCUAAUGAGCGAUAUGGAUUGUAUAGAUAUACAUCCAGUCUCAAGAAAUUUCGAAUAGAAUCCGAUGCCCCAGAUCUGAUUCGAAUAGAAAGAGCGUUUGUGUUAGCUACAAAUCCUUCUUCAUUUAGAGUUCGCGAAUCGGUUUUGGAACCGUACUUCUUGUCGAAUACAACGGUCGCUAUCGAAGAAUAUCUACCUGGUUAUGGUAGUAUUGGUUGUGCACGUUUCUGA